This is a messenger RNA of Exophiala xenobiotica, 1140 nucleotides long. RefSeq lists its product as uncharacterized. The record is from RefSeq and is a predicted model, not a curated record. Bases 1 to 1140 code for a protein of 379 amino acids. Gene Ontology annotation, biological process: GPI anchor biosynthetic process. Gene Ontology annotation, cellular component: Golgi membrane. NCBI's taxonomy places the organism in Eukaryota, Fungi, Ascomycota, Eurotiomycetes, Chaetothyriales, Herpotrichiellaceae. Gene Ontology annotation, molecular function: glycosyltransferase activity. The transcript is spliced from 2 exons.
AUGCGUACCAAGUAUGCAUCCAUCAGUCACCGCGAUCCUUCAUCCGUGUUUUUUGAUGCACGUCGCGCCUAUAAUCCGCUAUACUCAGCCCAUCGCGCUGAACAGGCAGAGAAGUAUAUCUCUUCAAUCAAUGAGUCGGGCCGGCAUGUGUUCAACAACAUUGAGCCACCUCUGCUCUGCCUCGGGAUCGCCACGGUAGCCCGUCGUGGCACCCAGUAUGUGCGAACUACAGUGGGAUCCUUCUUUGCAGGAUUAUCCGAGGGAGAGAGGCGUUUAAUAUUCUUCGAUCUCCUCGUGGGUCACUCCGAUCCAGCCAAACAUCCGAUCUUCGCUGAACACUGGCUGGAUAUCCUACCUGAUCGUAUAUUACAAUAUCCCAAGGACACCGCAGAGUUUGACCAGGUCAGAGCAUGGGAGGAAGGAGGGUGGUACAGGAAUAAAUCUAUCCACGACUACAGGUACCUCCUAAGGGACUGUUAUAAUACUGGGGCCAAGUAUAUCGCAAUGGUCGAGGACGAUACCUUGGCUGUUGAAGGCUGGUUUAGGCGCUUGCUCGAUGCACUCGACAUUGUUAAAGUCAAGAUGAAUAGGUAUCCUUCUGACCAGCGUUGGAUAUACCUCCGCCUCUUUUACACCGAUGAACUCCUAGGCUGGAACAGCGAACUGUGGGCCACAUAUCUCUUCUGGUCAUUCGUCAUUUGGAUCUCACUCCUGACGAUGAUGUUGGCGUCUAGAAGACGAUUCCCAAGACAGCUAGAAUUCUUCACCAUUGACGUGACGGCUGUAAUUGCCAUCAUCUGCAUCCCGGCGAUGGUCCUCUUAUUCUUCCUAGCAGGGAAGCAGACAAUGAUGCCGCUUACGUCCGGGGUUCAAGAAAUGAAUAAGUACGGAUGCUGCUCGCAAGGGUUUGUCUACCCCCGAGAUAUGGUUCCGGAUGUCUUAGAUAAACUGAGGAUUGAGACAAAAGGAUUGGUCGAUAUGCAGAUCGAGAAGAUUGCAGAUGCGGAAGGAUACGUUCGCUGGGCUGUCGUUCCGCCCAUUCUACAGCACACUGGGGGGACGAGUUCGAAAGGAUAUGGGUUUGACGACAAUGCCCGACGAACAUGGAGCUUCCGCUUCGAACAAUAUCCUUACCACUGA